Molecule: messenger RNA, 1821 nt
Organism: Aphanomyces astaci
Lineage: Eukaryota; Oomycota; Saprolegniomycetes; Saprolegniales; Verrucalvaceae
Exons: 1
Coding region: 28-1743 (571 amino acids)
Source: RefSeq, a predicted model, not a curated record
GAAGAAUGCACCACAGUGCAAGUUGCGAUGGAGCCACCACCACAAGAAUCUGAAGUGUCCUACACCGUCGACUUGCGCCGCGCUAGUCAGCUGGCCCACAUAUCCUACGAUGACCUUAUCGCGGGGAUUCAAACCAACGACGAGAUCACCUCGAUUCACGGUCUCUUGGUGGACAACAACGUUGAAAAUCCACAAAGCAUAUCCGCCCAAGCCGUACACACGUUAGCCACUGUAGGAUUGCCAUCUGACGAGCCCCGAAAGCCGCGCAGAAGUCUCAUCUUGACAACAUCCGAUCUUCCGUCACAAGACCCCCGCCGGUCAAGACGCCUAAACUCCGAGCCCUUCAACGGAUUCACUGUACCAGUCAAGCUUAUAUCACUUCCCUCCACGCGUGGUCUUAAAGAGGACGACCUGGAGUCCCAGCCACUGCUCGUUGCCCCCACCCCUCAUCCUCCCUCCGACACGACUUCCAAGUCCAUCGUUGAUCCAGGCACUGCGUUCUUGAUGUACGAUUUGCAUGCUCCCAAUCAGCUCGUGUUAGCUUUGCCUCACUGCACCGAGAACCCGUCGCCACCAUCACCUCAACGCUCUCUUGGGGAACUGCUUCGUCGUGCAUCUCGCCUUCCUUCCGACAUCAAAGACGUCAGCGUGGAAGCCAGCGUGGCUGUCGAGUCCAACCACGUGCAUCUGCAGCUCGCCGUCCACAAAACCGUACCAUGGCUCGGUUUUUCCAUUCUUAUCUUCGCCCUUAUCAGCGUCUCCGCCCAAGGCGCCGCCAUGCAAGCGUUGGUGGGCGUGCCCCCGCUGCUCAAAGUAGUCUGGCGAUUCUUUGGUGCCACGUGCGCGUACGUGGUUCUGGGCGUGGUCACGUCCGUCCUCAAUCGCAACCAAUUCCGUUGGUCGUCGCUAAAGCUGCUGUUGUCUCGCCGAGUGAUUUGGGAGAGUGUCGUGUGCACCGUAUCGUACGCGACCUUUGUAGGCACGUUUGUGUGGGCGCUGGACCAUACGUCGGUGAGCCACGCGUACAUUUUUUGCAACGCACACUCGUUACUGCUUGUGGUGGCAAAGUGGGUGACGGGGCAGCCAGUCGCCCCCCUUGAGACUGUGGGGGCGAUCAUGGGUAUCGUCGGGGGCGUCGUGACCACCGCCGAUGGGUCUGGCGGCGACGCCAGUAUGGCUGGAAGCAACGCCCCAUCGAUCGGAGGGGACCUCGUAGCCCUCGCCGGAGCGGUGGGAGGUGUCUUCUACCUCACGUAUGCGAAAUCGCUGCGAAGUCAGAUUGGCGUCGGCGUGUUUUGCUCCGUCGUGUUUACGGGGACGUGGGUCCUUGUGGCAUUGGCGAUGUGGCUGCUCCAGCUGGAUGACGUCCAACUGUCGAUGCAUCCGCAGCGAGGCUUCUUUGGCUGGGUCCACCACUUGGAAGUGGAGUUUGUGCUCGUGGUCGUGGUUACGCUGUGUGGCUCCAUGGGCUUUGUAAGCGCUAUGAAGUACUUCCCCGCAUUGGUCGUUUCUGUGACGAUGCUACUGGAACCCGUCGUGGCCACUGCUAUCUGCCUUGCACUGGGAAUGGCCCCCGUCCCUGGGUGGCUCACCUUUGUAGGCGGAUUCGGGGUCAUCGUCGGCACAGUCCUCGUGAUUGCAAGUGCACGCGAGUCCACCGAGACGGUGAACGUUACUGAUGCCGUAGAUCAAGCACAUGCUCUUUCAUAUGACGCUACCGUUUGCAAAGGCAGCGUGCAGUAGCAGUCUCAAACACCUUAUGCACCACCAAGCAACGUCAGUUCAUAACAUAACGAUGAUAAUGUAUUUUCUCCAUUUCAA